Molecule: messenger RNA, 1489 nt
Organism: Cornus florida
Lineage: Eukaryota; Viridiplantae; Streptophyta; Magnoliopsida; Cornales; Cornaceae
Product: ethylene-responsive transcription factor ERF109-like
Exons: 1
Coding region: 373-1212 (279 amino acids)
Biological process (GO): ethylene-activated signaling pathway; regulation of DNA-templated transcription
Molecular function (GO): DNA binding; DNA-binding transcription factor activity
Source: RefSeq, a predicted model, not a curated record
UUAUCAAUAUGUGUGUAACCAAGAGAUCAUCCCCGAACAGAGGACAUAAAAAAUUUAGUUAUCAAAAAAUACAUAGCAAUUAUAUUUAAUGGUCAUAAAGUAUGGUAUGGAUGAAUUUUUUAGAAAUCAUUACCGCUGAUAUAAAAUAAUUUCAAAAUUAACAACAACCAAAAAAAAAAAAAAUCCAAAUAUGACUAAUUUAGACAUCCAUGAUUCAGCAUUAUAAUAACCAAGUAUGACUAAUUUAGGAACAAUUUUUUGGUUACUAAAAAGUGAUGGUUUACCAGCAAAAGUAGUGGGUCCCAGAUAGAAGACACGUCAGAAUCCAAAAUACCCGCGUGCCAAUAAAACAGCUUAUCAAACCCGUGUGUGAUGUGUGUGUCCAAUUGGCAUCCGCACAUACGUCGACGAGCCACUCCGGUAUAUAAAUCCACCCAUCCGCACUACUUUCUCUCUCUAAGACCACAAACACCUGAGACAGAGACAACAAACUCCUCUUCUCAAAACCUCCACAGUAAUCCCAACAUGCAAACUCCAUACAACCGACCCAAACACGACGGCGCUCCGCCACCUCAGCCGCCGUCGCCUAUGACCCACGACCAGGAACUCUCCGUCAUGGUCGCCGCCCUCAAGAACGUCAUAAACGGCGACUCCUCCGCCGCAGACUCGAGUCAUGACAUGUCCGAUGGCAAUUACUGCGAAACAUUCCUGCGGCUAUCUGAUCCGGACACGUGUCAGGUCUGCAAAAUCAACGGCUGUCUGGGCUGCAACUUUUUCGCGCCAGUUCAAGAAGAGAAAAAGAAGACUGGUUUGACGGUGACGAAGAGGAAGAAGAAGAAUUACAGAGGAGUGAGACAGAGGCCGUGGGGGAAGUGGGCGGCCGAGAUUCGGGAUCCGCGGCGGGCAGCUCGGGUCUGGCUUGGGACGUUCGAUACGGCGGAGGAGGCUGCGCGGGCUUACGACAAGGCCGCCAUUGAUUUCCGGGGGCCCAGAGCCAAGCUCAAUUUUCCUUUCCCUGAUUACACAUUGCGAGAAAGUGGGUCAGAGGAAGGGAAUUCGGAAAGGAGUGGAAUGGAAUCGGGAAGCGGAGAGGGGAAGGGAAUGUGGGAGGAGGUGAUUGGAGUUGAUGAAGUUCAGAAAUGGAUGGUGACUAUGGAUUGCAAUGGUGGUUCAUCUGAUUCUGCUACUACUGAGAAUGUUCACAGUGUCUAGUUGUAGGACGAGGUGGCUUUUUUUUUUUUUUUGGCUUUUUUUAAAAAUAAAAAAAAAAAUUUAUGUCUACUGGCUAUAAUUUUUCCAAACCAGUUUAGAAAUCACUUACCCAAAUAUGUAUAUAUAUAUAUAUAUAUACAUAUAUAAUUUUUAACAACUGUUUGUACCUUGUAGUGUUUUUCUUCUUUUAAUUUCUUUCCCGAAAAUGGAAUUUUAAAUUUUGUUAGAAUGGUUAUUUAUUACUCUCUCUUUACCAAUCUACCUAUCAUUUAAUUUG